Protopolystoma xenopodis is the source of this 294-nucleotide messenger RNA. The record is from the annotation of a GenBank genome assembly. Lineage: Eukaryota; Metazoa; Platyhelminthes; Monogenea; Polystomatidea; Polystomatidae.
AUGCCUCUCCAUCCACUCGUACAAAUUGGUCGAAAGGUCAGUUUGGGCCGGCUUUGCCGCGGCGCCGAAGGAGGGGCCCAUUUCGGCGGCAGAGAUACUCUAUUUGGAAGACUGAGACCACGGGCAGACGGCCUUAAGGGUCCCAACGCAUUUCGGUUUCCAAGCUUAUGCACUGUCCAGCACCCCGGUGGACCUGGCUCCGAAGCAUCGACGGCUAAUGGGUGGGGUUGCAUUCUGCCCGACGGUGGGACUCGACUCAAACGUCCAACAAGUAAGUCGUCGCACAGGAGCUGA